AAUUGUUUAUUAUAACAUAUAAAUCGCGAUACGUUUCCACAGAUUUCUUACAGUUAAUGUUGAGAUAAAAGAAUGACUAAGAGUGACGUAAACGAUACGCAUCUACCGUCAAACAUGGCCGACAAGGCAAACACAAACAUGGAAGGCGAGGAGGAAAACGUGAGGUCUUUCGCUGAGAAAGUUAAGCCACAUGGUGAGGUUAAUCGAACGCUAAACAGCCAAAAGUCCACCGAAGCCGCGAAAGAAGCGGCUGACAGCCGAAGCAGCACCACGGAAUACUGCGAGAAGCUGCAGGCGUGGAUGUGGCAGUACUACAGCGGCUACGUGAGCUGGCAGAGCUGGCUGGCAGCUUCAGCCGUGUGCUGCACCACACCAUCCCUGGAUUUAAACACGUUCAACACUCCGUUUGCUUUAUUUCAUCCACCUGGCGUCACCACCGCGUCCUCAGCGGGCAGCCGGCCAGGUGACGCUGCUGGCGGGGCUGCGGUGCCGCUUCAACCGCAGCAGAGACCGCAGGAGAAUGGAAACGUGCAGAGACCAGGCCGGGAGUACAGCAUUCCUUCACUUCUCCAAAGACUCCUUGCAGAAAUGGUGGAUUUCUUCAUAUUGUUUUUCAUUAAAGCGACUAUCAUCAUCAGUAUCAUGCACCUUAGUGGAAUCAAGGAUGUUUCCAAGUUCGCUAUGCAUUUUAUUGUGGAAGAAAUCGAUGAGGACACGUCGAUGGAAGAACUGCAGAAGAUGAUGCUUGUUGCCCUUGUGUACCGGAUUUUAGUGUGUUUUUAUGAGAUUGUGUGCAUUUGGGGAGCAGGAGGAGCCACUCCAGGAAAAUUUCUCGUUGGCCUCAGAGUUGUUACAUGUGAUUCAUCAGUCCUGGUUCAGCCUAACAGGGUGCUUGUAGUUCCAGCAACUAAUGUCUCUUUGUCAGCGUCAACUGUUCGAGCCCUGAACAAAAACUUUUCAAUUGCCUUCUUUUUUCCCGCUUUCAUCACACUUUUGUUUUUCCAGCACAACAGGACUGUGUAUGACAUGGUAGCUGGUACUAUUGUUGUGAAACGCCCCAGGGUCAGAUGACCUGGAAGAAUAUGGGGAGAAGCUAACAAUUUUAAACAUAGUUAACAGUCAAAAAAAAAAAACAUGAACACAUCGCCUUUUCAAAGUAUGAUUGGGGCAGGCUGGAGCUUUAUCGCGUCAGAGUUUGAUGCACAUAAGUAUCAGUUAACAUCGUUCACCUCUUUGAAUCCUGGGCUUAUUCUGUGCCAAAUAUAUGUCUACUUGAAAGACAGAAAAAAAAAAUUUUAUACACCACUUUUUCAUAAACACAACAUAUGCCUCUGAUGUUUGCCUCCAGAUUAAAGAGAGAAUGUCUUGUCUACAUUAGUGUUUUUGGCUAUUUGGUUGCAGAUUAAUGUGUUCAUGAGAUUAUUCAUAAAGUAUUUCUUCGUAUUAAAGAAAAGUUGCUUCACAUUCUUAACUCUUGGUGUUAACCUCUCGCUGUAAGAGUGACACACCGUACUCACAUUUUUUUCACCUGGUGAAAUAAUGUUAUUUAAAAACCACUCUGACAGCAUGCAUCUGAAUGAAAAGCAAUUGUAUUUGCAUAUUUUAUUGCUGGAUUGUUUUUGCAUUUAAUGAGAUUAAAUGAAAACACUGCAUGUU
Molecule: messenger RNA, 1656 nt
Organism: Thalassophryne amazonica
Lineage: Eukaryota; Metazoa; Chordata; Actinopteri; Batrachoidiformes; Batrachoididae
Product: protein FAM8A1-like
Exons: 5
Coding region: 73-1071 (332 amino acids)
Source: RefSeq, a predicted model, not a curated record